AUGAGUCGAUCUAAUACUCGCUGGGGUGCUCGUCAACCUCCACGUCGUGGUGGCGGUGGUACUGGCGCUGGUGGUUAUGAUCAAAAUUAUAAUGAUUACAGUUACGGUCAACAUCACUAUUCCGGAGCUGGAUACGAUUACGAGUCAUAUGAUCAAUCACAAACAAACUAUGAUCGUAAUUCAGCAUCGUCAUCAUCAUCAAAACGUUAUUCUUCGAAUCGAAAUAAUUAUGAUGGAGCAAAUCAUUACUAUAAUCCACCACCUCGUCAUGCAAAAGGAAACGUUACAGAAAACAAUAACAACAAUUAUAAUACUACUACUACUAGUACUAGUACUAAAGCAAACCCACCGUCUAGUAAAAAACCCACCACCACCACAACAACAAGAAAACAAGAUUCUGAACCUAUAUCCCCAAUGCCGAAUAAAGAACAGGAAACUCCGGUUGAAACUCCUACAAUAUCAACUGAAGUCAAAGUCGAACAACCAAUUGAAUCAACUCCUCCGAUUGAAGAAUCUAAAACAAAUGAAACACCUAUUGAAGAAUUACUACCACCCCCCGUACCCGAACCACCACCGGAAGAAAAUCUUGAUUUGAUUCGUCAACAAGUAACAACCUAUUUUACUGAACGUAGUGAUCGUUUAAAGCAACGUCAAGAACUUCUCGAACAAAAUCUCCUAGCCGAGAAGACUCGCCUAAAUGCCGAACAACAACAAGCCGCCAUGACACGUUUAGAUUCGAGUAUAAAACGUAUACCACCAUUUAUAAAACGUUUACGAACAUUAACCGAACAACAACGUGAUGCUCUUUAUCGCGAUAUGCAAGCAUUAAAUCUAACACGUUAUAUAUCGGAAGUUGCGACAGCAUUAACAGAAGCAAAAUUAAAAAUGACUGACGUAUGGACAUCAGUUCAAAUGUGCUCAUUAUUACAUCAACGUUAUCCAGAUUUUUCGAUGUCGCUCUAUGAAAACUGGUUAAAAGUUUUACAAAAAGAAACGUUAACUGAUAAUCUAUCUAAAGUUCGUGUUGAUUUAAGAUUGUAUGCUGAAUUAGUAACUGUACAUGUAUUACCGAUAAAUCAAUCAAUAAAUCAUCUUUUAACAAUAUUAAAUGCAUUAAUGAAUAAUGAUAAAGAUUUUUCAAAUUUAACGAUAUUAAUUAGUUUUUGUCGUUUAUGUGGUGAAGAUUAUGCGGAAAUAUUUUCAAGUAAAAUUCGUAAAUCAAUUAUUAAAUUAGAUGAAAAUAUUGAAGAAACAAAUAAAAGUUCGUUUCAUUCGAAUGAAUUAAAACAACAGAUCCGACAAAUGUUAGAGGAGUAUUUUCAACGAUUGUCUGUUUAUCUUGUUGAUGAACAUAAACAAUUACAAAAACAAGGACAAUUAAUGAAAAGAACCAUGGAGAAUCGUGGUGAAAUCAAUCAAGAAAUCAAAGAUAAAUAUGAACAAACGAAUACUACAUUUCAAAAGCUUCUACAAAAUACAGAAACAAUCGCUGAUUUAUUAGAACAAACAAUGCCAGAGUUGCCAAUAGAAGAAGCUUCAAAAAAAUCAAGUGAUCGUACUGGUAUUGAUUUUUAUCUUGCUGGACGAUCUGAUGAUGAUCUUGGUGGUAAUACACUCUGGGAAGAUAGCGAUGCAAAACAAUUCUAUGAAGAUACUGUUGAUUUAAAACUUUUUCUUCCUGGCUAUGCUUUCCGUGAACCGGUUACGACAACAGCACCAGCAUCUGAAGAAACUGAAACACUUGAUUCAGUACAAAUGGAACAAGAAAUUGAAAAAGAAGGACUUGAAGUAACAUCAACUGUUGAGGCCGAAGAAGACGAUGCAACAUUAGUUGAUAUCGAAGAUGGAGUAGAAGAAGACGUAGGUGCAAAUAAUAUUAAAUUAAUGAUGGAUGUUUUUGUAACUCAAUUACCAACAUGUGUUAAUCGUGAAAUGAUUGAUAAAGCUGCUCGUGAUUUUGCAACAAAUUUAAAUACAAAACAAAAUCGUAAACGAUUAAUAAAAGCUUUAUAUACAGUUCAACGUACAUAUUUGCAUUUACUCCCAUUUUAUUCACGCUUAAUAGCAACAUUAAAUCCAGUUAUGCCUGAAAUAGGCAAUGAAUUAGUUCGUUUAUUAAAAAACGAAUUUCGUGCGCAUAUCAGGCGUAAAGAUCAAAUUUAUAUUGAAUCAAAAAUUAAAACAGUUCGGUUUAUUGGUGAAUUGGUUAAAUUCAGUGUUUUUCCAAAGAAUGAAGCUAUUAAUUGUUUAAAAACUCUAUUAAGUGAUUUUCGUCAUCACAAUAUUGAAAUGUGCUGUAAUCUACUGGAAACAUGCGGAAGAUUUCUUUAUCGUAGUCCUGAGUGUCAUCGACGAACUGAAAUUAUUCUUGAAAUUCUGAUGCGUAAAAAAGCUGUAUUAACAUUAGACAGCCGAUAUACAACACAAAUUGAAAAUGCUUACUAUUAUUGUAAUCCACCGGAAGCUCGAGAAAUUGAGAAGAAAAUUCGUUCACCAAUACAAGAAUAUCUUCGGCGAUUACUUUUUAAAGAUCUUAACAAAAUUACUAUUGAAAAGAUUCUUCGUCAAAUUCGUAAAUUUAAUUGGGCCGAUGCAGAUUUUCGUUCCUAUGCUAUAAAAUGUUUAGCAGCUCCUUACAGUGUAAAGUUUAAUUCAAUUCCAUGUCUGGCUAGUAUACUUUCUGGUUUAUCACAUUUUUAUGAUGAUGUAGCUAUUGAAGUAUUAGACAAUGUUCUUGAUGAUAUUCGUUUAGGACUUGAAAUAAACAUUCCAAAAUUUAAUCAACGACGUCUUUGCAUGAUUAAAUACCUCGGUGAAUUGUAUAACUAUCGAGUUGUUGAUUCAAUAAUUAUAUUUCGUACAUUAUAUUUAUUAAUAACCUAUGGUGUCAGUCUUGAGCCUUUGGAAAUAAGUGAUCUUGAUCCACCAGAACAUUUAUUUCGUAUUCGUCUUGUUUGUACAUUACUGGAUAGUUGCGGUCAAUAUUUUGAUCGUGGCACGAGCAGAAAACGCCUCGAUUGUUUUCUCAUCUAUUUUCAAAGAUAUUAUUAUUUCAAAAAAGAACAAGCAAUAUGGAAUCCAUCAUCGUAUCCGUUUCCACUGGAAAUCGAACAGAUAUUUGAUGAAUGUGUUAUGGAUUUAAGACCUAAAUUUAGUAAAACAAAUUCACAUGCGAAAGCUUGCGAACAAGUAGAAAAUAUGGAAAAAGAAUUCAUAGCUUUAAUAAAUCAACAACAAGCUAAAAUGGCAUCGAAAGAUAUUUCGCAUCAAUCACGAGAUACAAAUUUAGCACCAAUAACCGAAGAUGAAGAACAACAACAACAGCAACAACAAGUUAAUACUGCCAAUCCGGACGAUCUCCUUAAUGCUCAACAACAAGAAGAUGAAGAAGACGAAGAAGAUAACGAAGAAAAUUAUGAUGACGAUGAUGAUGACUGCCAUCGAGCAGUACGCAGUCGUCGUACACGUCCGAGUGCUGGUAGUAAUGAACGAACAAGUGGUGGUAGUGGCGCUGACGAAGAAUGUCCUGAAACCGAUGACAAUGAUGCAGCUGGCUUAGAUGAUGAGAAUAACGGUGCAAAUAAAAAUUCAACGGAACGAACCAAAGUCACAACUGAAGAAGAUAAUGACUUUGUUAAAGCAUUUGAAGCAUUAGUAGCUGAAUCUGUUGCUCAACGUUCAAAUGAUUUAACGAAAAUUCCAGCGCCAGAUAUUCCCGUACCAGUUCAUUUAAGAAAAAGUAAAAUAGCAUCAGCAACAAAUAUAAAUUUUUCACAUAGCGACGGUGAUGAUGAAGGUGAAAACAAUAAUAAAAAACCUGAAUCAGUUAAUUUUGUCGUUAUGCUUAAAAAGAAUAACAAACCUCAAUUUUAUAAUAUGGCUGUUUCGAGUACAUCGGAAAUGGCAUUGAAAUUAAAAGCUCGCGAACAGGCUGAUCGUGAAGAAAAAGCUCAAUUGAAAAUUCUUACAUUGAAUAUGUCAACAAGAAUGGAACAACAAGAAAAUGACCAAGAGUUAAUUACGAAUGUAACAAAUCGCACGCCACAAGCAACAGGAUUAAAUUUAAAUAGAGACAAAAAACCGAAAUAUGUCCCACCGAAAGGUGCUCCCGAUGCUGAUAUUAUCUUUGGAUCGAAGUAA
Messenger RNA from Rotaria socialis, 4140 nucleotides. The record is from the annotation of a GenBank genome assembly. NCBI's taxonomy places the organism in Eukaryota, Metazoa, Rotifera, Eurotatoria, Philodinida, Philodinidae.